Molecule: messenger RNA, 3462 nt
Organism: Coprinopsis cinerea okayama7#130
Lineage: Eukaryota; Fungi; Basidiomycota; Agaricomycetes; Agaricales; Psathyrellaceae
Product: helicase MOV-10
Exons: 12
Coding region: 1-3462 (1153 amino acids)
Biological process (GO): regulatory ncRNA-mediated post-transcriptional gene silencing
Cellular component (GO): P granule; cytosol
Molecular function (GO): RNA binding; 5'-3' RNA helicase activity
Source: RefSeq, a predicted model, not a curated record
AUGGGGACACACUAUGGACACGGACAGCAGCCUCAGUACGCGAAUUACGGACACGGUCACCACCACCCGCACACGCAGCAUCAUCAUCCCCAUCAUCACCAGAACCAACAACCCCUUCACCACGGCCAUCCAAACUACCAUCUUGCCCAUCAUCAACAGCCACAACAAACCAAUCCUUGGCCGACAUUGGGACAGCAGCAGCAAUCGACAAAUGGAGCUGCCGCCAACUCAAACGCCCAAGCUACCACGGAGAUCCAUGAUUUUUGGAAGUCGAGGCUGGCGCCUUUGCCAGGUUUCGUGUCUCGCCCUGAAUUGGCACCAGCGAGAGGUACGGGUAUCGUCCACCCUGCACCGCCUGCGAAUGCUGCGAAGAAAAACCCCAAUGCAGUCGUGAUCAAGAGGCCAGACGGAAGUGUAGUUGGGUCGGGGCCGAACAAGGACGGCGGAAAAGUGAAGAAUUCGAAGGAUAAGGAGAAUGCCAAUCCGAAUGGGGCCACGAAGACGGGUCUGAAGGACAAGAAACUAUCGUUGGUCCCUCCGCCUUCCUUUGCCGGUGCUAUGUCGGUGGUCAAUGGUGCUUCACCCAGUCGGCCCGAGGGCGAACAAGCCAGCCCGUCUGUCUCACCUUCUCCUUCGUCUCGGGGUGGCGGAGAGGAAGGUAUCCCAGCUCUCUCACCGAUUGACGAGAGAGAGGAAGAUGAACUGGAGGCUGAGAUAGAGAAACUGCUUUUGGAGAAAGACGGCGACGAUGGAGGGGAGAAAGAUAUGGAACUUGAGGCCGAGGACGAGCUAAUCUCCCCCACGCAACUUCACGACGAGACUGUCCUUGAUAUCUACGCGGAUCCGUUCAUCCCGCAAUGGCUCAAGGACGUGCAAUCCCAACAUCACACCCUCGCUCCUGUGCCUCCGAUCCCCAUUUUUCCGUCCGUGUCAUAUCUUCAGAACUAUCUGCCUCAAAGAAUGGUGGAAGAGGUUAUGAAGAAGAAUAUGAGCCUCGCAUUGAUCUCGAUGCCUCCGCCUCCUCCACCGAAGCGGCAUGUAUGGACCCCUCCCGACCAACAUUCUCCAACCGCGCGCACCGUCAGCAACCUCAAUAACGCCCUUCCCCCACUUGCCAUCCAGACGUACUACCAACACUUUGUCCAUCUCCUCCGUUGGGAACUCGACGCUCUCGCCCGUCUCAAAGAGAACGUCGUCCUCUGGAAAAUCGGCGUCCAGGUUCUCAACUGGAGGGAGGACACGUUUGUCAUUUAUGUUCCGAAUGUGCGCGGUGAUAUGGACUUUGGUGGGAAGAUCGGUGUGGGCGAUUUGGUUCAUUUGCGAGAAGUUGUAGAGCUCAAAGGACCAUUGGCUGUUGGUGCCAAGGGAAACAAGGGCCCGAGAGGUGGAAUGAGCCAAGAGGAUGUCGACGUCGUCAGCGGCACCGGAACCGGGCGUGCGUUCGAGGCUCGGGUUACGGUUGUGAGAAGGAGAGAAGGCCUCGUUCACAUCACGAGUCCUACCCUUAAGCAGCAUAUCCAGACAUAUACUCCUCCAACACCCACAACGCAGUUCGAAGGCGGAUGGCCCGUCUUUGGACCAAAUGACCAACUUCCAUACCUUUUCAACGUAACGUUCAUGCUGAACUCAAGGCCGUUCUGCGUUAUGGAGCACGCAUUGGCUGCUAUCUACCGACUACUGGAUCCCGCGGGGGAUCUUGCGGGAGGGGGAACUGGAGGCCCGAGCUAUGCUCAGAUGUUGUUGAAAAACGUUCAAGCUGGUCCUCCUGGCGUACCUCCAAAGCCCAGUCCAGUAUCACCUGCUGGAAUCCCGGUGGCGAACGGGAAUGGAAGUGUGACUCCCGAACCUGUUGGAGUUAAUUUGAUUCAGCACUGGUUGUUCCCCGAAGAGGAGCAGUUGAGGACUUGUCCUCCUUUCCAGAUUGGCGAUGGAAUGAUCAAACCAGGAGAAUGGAAAGAUCACGGGCUGAAUGCGGAACAGAAGUCUGCUGUGACUUCAAUUGCUAUGUUCCAAUCCCCUGUCCCGCAUUUGAUUAGCGGGCCACCUGGAACGGGCAAGACCCGAACGGUGGUUGAGACCGUUCUCCAAAUCCUGCGAGUACAGCCUCAAGCGUGCAUUCUCCUUUGUGCACCGUCGAAUCCGGCCACGGAUACUCUUGUGCAAAGGCUCAAAGCCCACCUCUUGCCGCGGGAUAUGCUGAGGCUCAACGACCAGAACAGGACAUUUGCGGAAGUCCCUGAUGAAAUUAGGCAGUACUGCUACGUCGAAAACGACAAGUUCGCCCUUCCACAUUGGAAAACGCUUCUAAAGUACAGGGUUGUCGUCACUUCUUGUUUGGAUGCAUCGAUUCUCGCGGCUGCCCAGUUGACCAAUCUGAAUUUGAUGCAUAUGGAAGAUGAGCUCGUCAGUUCAAUUCAUCCUAGGAGGAAUCAGUUCAGUAAAACGGUCAUCGAGCCCCACUGGACCCAUCUCUUGAUCGACGAGGCUGCACAAGGCUCAGAGCCUGAACUCUUGAUUCCCAUCUCUGUAGUCGUCCCCCACGCGCAGUACGUUGGGAAGAAAGCAUUCGUGCCUCAACUAGUGUUGUGCGGAGACCCUAACCAACUAGGUCCUAUCGUCACCUCUGAAGAAGCCAGGGCGGGCGAGCUCGAUGUCUCGCUGUUGGAGAGACUGUUCGAGAGGCCAUUAUACGCCCAGGCCAAAAAUUACCGAAGCCAUCCGGUGAUCUUGAUGCCACCAUCCGCGAUAUUCUAUAAUGAUACAUUGGAACCCUGCGCAAAGAACGGUACUGUCACUUGGAGAAGGCUUCCCGUGCCUCACCUGCCCCUCAAGUUCAUAGGACACGAGCAUCCCGAAGCUACGAAUGACGAGCGAGCCACUUGGUACAACAAAGGCGAGAUCCGCAAAGUUGUGGACACCAUCAAAUCGAUGUUGGCGGAUAAUCUACUCUGUACGCCUCCCCUUCGUCCCGCUGACAUUGGCGUGAUGGCACCGUGGAGAGAGCAAGUCUGGAAGUUGCGAGAGGAACUUAGGAAGGAAAAGCUGCAUGCUGUUGAUGUCGGUACAGUGGAGGAUUUCCAAGGCAGGGAAAGUCGUGUCGUGAUCAUCAGUUGUGUGAGGAGUAAUCCUAGGUUCCUGGAGGAGGAUGCAAAGAGGGGCUUGGGUAUUUUCUGUGAAAGGAAGAGGAUGAACGUCGCCAUCACGCGAGCUAAAGAGCUCCUUGUGGUUGUCGGCAACGGAGCUCUGCUGUCGCGCGAUCCUUAUUGGAAGAGUUUCUUGCAGUUCGCACUCAGGAAUAAGCUCUACGAAGGUCCGGAACUCAGUCUCGAAUCGGACGGAAACUAUAUCUCGCGUUUGGAAAGCCAACUCUUGUAUGGAGGGGACGAGGAGCUUGAUCCUGAGGAGCAGGGGAUCCUCAUGGCUGGCGGUGUCGCCCGUGAAGUCUUGAGGGAAGACAUGUGA